This is a messenger RNA of Engraulis encrasicolus (European anchovy), 3299 nucleotides long. It is a transcript of the gene gpr107, whose product is annotated as G protein-coupled receptor 107. The transcript has 18 exons. Lineage: Eukaryota; Metazoa; Chordata; Actinopteri; Clupeiformes; Engraulidae. The coding region runs from base 37 to 1653 and encodes 538 amino acids. The record is from RefSeq and is a predicted model, not a curated record. Gene Ontology annotation, biological process: clathrin-dependent endocytosis. Gene Ontology annotation, molecular function: clathrin heavy chain binding. Gene Ontology annotation, cellular component: clathrin-coated vesicle; Golgi apparatus; membrane.
UCUACCGGAAGCAAAGAGAGAGAUGGAUUUUUAAAGAUGGCGACGUACAAAAGCUAUAUAUGUGCGGUUGCUGUGGUAUUUCUGUCAUAUUUUUACAUUGGAUGCCACGGUCGACUGCACCACCUUGUACUUAAGGAUGACAUCCGGCAAAAGGUCCAUCUCAACACCUUUGGCUUUUACAAAGAUGGUUACAUGGUUGUGAAUCUGAACAGCCUCAUGAUACACGAGGUUGACAUUAGAGAGGUUGAUAGCAGCACGCUGGGAUUUAUUUUGGACAAAACCAACAGCAAUGGGUUUGCCUCAUAUCUGGACGAUGACUCAGGGUUUUGUGUCUUGAAAAAGACACCCAAUAGUGACGCAGUGGUUCUGCUUCUGUUGGACCUCUACAAAACUGAAGUAACUAUAAAGACCUCAGCAGAGAAAGGCCUCUUUCCCCAAAUCAUACCAAUAUUGAGAGACGAUGCUGGAGUUGUAACAGAGGAAAAAACAGGAAAAGAUGACGAAGCCAAAGAGGAGAAGAAAGAUGCUGUUGAAGGUGACACCAAGGAUCCUCUGUUGGCACUUAACAAAGAAUCCAUAUAUCCACUGGAGAAGAAGGGACCCAGUUACUCCUUCAGGUUUUACUUCAAUGUCACCACUGAGGACCAACAAGGCUUAUACAACUUCUACUUCUACAACUGCUAUAGCAGGAAUGCUUUGACUGAUGUGCUUAAGUUCAGCCUUGACAUCAACAUUGAGGAGAAGAACCCCAACAGCUUCCUAUCUGCAGGGGAGAUCCCGCUGCCCAAGCUCUACAUCUUCAUGUCCAUGCUCUUCUUCAUCAUCGGCACAAUAUGGGUCCACGUGCUGCACACCAGGAGUGCUGAUGUCUAUAAAAUCCACUGGCUUAUGGCAGCUCUCCCCUUCACAAAAUCUCUUUCUUUGGUCUUCCAUGCAAUUGACUACUACUACAUCUCAAAUCAGGGUUUCCCCAUUGAGGGCUGGGCGGUUGUCUAUUACAUUACGCACCUGCUGAAGGGAGCACUAUUGUUCAUCACAAUAGCCUUGAUAGGCACUGGCUGGGCAUUCGUCAAGCAUAUUCUCUCCGACAAAGACAAAAAGAUCUUCAUGAUCGUUAUCCCUCUUCAGGUGUUGGCGAAUGUGGCCUACAUCAUCAUCGAGUCGACAGAAGAGGGCAGCAGUGAGUACGGGCUGUGGAUGGAGAUCCUUUUCCUGGUAGACCUGCUGUGCUGUGGGGCCAUCCUCUUCCCCGUAGUCUGGUCAAUAAGACAUCUGCAGGAGGCUUCAGCAACAGAUGGCAAAGCUGCUAUCAAUUUGGCCCAGCUGAAGCUAUUCAGACACUAUUAUGUGAUGAUUGUUUGUUACAUCUAUUUCACACGCAUAAUUGCCAUUCUCAUCAAAAUCAUAGUCCCCUUCCAGUGGAAAUGGCUGUACCAGCUGCUGGAUGAGUUGGCCACGCUGACCUUCUUCUUCCUGACGGGCCACAAGUUCCGUCCGGCCUCCUACAACCCCUACCUGCUGCUGUCAGUGGAGGACGAGGACGACCUGGAGAUGGACGACGUCAUUACCACAUCGACUGCCAUGGGAGAGGGAGUGAAGAAGAUUAAGAAAUUUACCAAUGGGCCGUCAGAUGAGAUGGAGAGCGUGGCAUGAUGGGAUAUCUCAGAGACGAACACCUCCAUACCUGCUGAAGGGGCCCAGAGGCGUUCGGAUGUCAUGUUGGACACUCCAUGGAUCAGGGCUCUCUCUCACCUUUCCCCCUACCCCUGUCCCUACAAAUCUCUCAGUGGACUCCUGAACCUCCCAUGUCUUAAAAAAAAGUGUCCCUCCUCUUAUUCCAGUGCUUAUGUACAGUCAACCUCUGUAAAAGAGUACAAUAAUUUUUGGGGAUUCCCCAAUGAGAUACAAUUAUCUUCCAUAGGAACGGUCACUAUAGUUACAACAGAUAUGCUUAGUUGCUGCUUUUUUGUCCCGUAACAACCUGAUGUUUAGUUUUUGGUUUUUUUGCCACCUUUUCAAUUUUUUUUGCAAAUGGAUCUCAGAUGUUGGUGAAGGCAUACUUGCACAGUCAGCUGAACCAUAUGCACAAAUAAUAUAUCCUGAAGGUUACCGGAGGAUUUUUUAUUAUUAUUAUUAUUUUCCUUUUAUUUAUAUAUUAUUUUUUACUGAUGUACUUUCAAAGGAGAGAGUAUGUAAAACUGGUUUGGAUUAAUAUGGGAUGGUGCAAAUAAGACUAGCCCAAACUGCACUGAUCUGUACGCGUGUCACUUUUGGGAUCAAGUGACAAUAUAGUGAGUCCUAAUGGGGAGAAAGUGUUGCGGUACUCCAGUUGCCCUGAUGGGUCCAUAUUCAAGUGCAACAUCUCAACUUUUCUGGUUGAAGACAUUGAUAUUUCUUCUUUUUUUUGUUUUUUACUGUUGUUAAAUUUGUUUUACCAGCUUGUGAAUAUUUAUCCACUGCUGUGUGUGAUGGCUGUGGUUAAUUCUUGUACUUUGAGUUGUUUUUUUUCCUUCCUUGAGAUAACAUUUACAGGUUAUUUGGUAGCACUUUACUCAAUGCCUGUGCCAUACGUAUGACAUGACGGUGUCAUAACUGUGUUAAAACAGUCAAAGUUCACAUUGUUUGGGCUGUCCUUACCAUAAACAAAGGUCACCGUGUUAAAAGAUGUUUGACAUUGACAUUAUGGCACGUCCAUGACUGUGUCACUGUUUUGACACCGUCAUGUCAUAGCCUACGUAUGCUGGCGUCAAGUAAAGUGCUACAUUUAUAUGGGCCUUUGAUCAUUUAUAACACGAUUUUUAACAGUAUUUUCAUGCAAAAAAAGCAUUUAAUGGCUUUUACGUAAUGCUGCCUAAUUUGCAAAUCUUAGUGCGUUUGGAAAACACUAUUUAUUCAGUAUUAGCUUUUGCAGGUGUUAAAUUAUUUUUUGGGGUCUUCUGUAUAAGAGAAUGUUGAAUGUACGCCAUGGAGUGAUGGCCAGAACGUUAAUGCUCACAUAUUUUUUUGGUACAAGAAAUAUUGCGGGUAUGUUGCACUGGAGUGUUGUGUUGCAGCCAAAACUUCAUAUGGUAUCAGCUAGAUUGAGCUUCUGCAUACUAAGGAAGCAGACUCGCUUGUUCAAGUCAAAACACUGAUGUAAGUUUUUGUAUAUUGUACUGCACAUUUUUUUUCAAGCUUCAUUUUCAGUUUGUUUCUUAUGGAGAAAUGAAGUAAAAUAUUGAAGAUUUUUUGUUUUUGUUUUUUUGGAACAGUAAUGAAAAUGUCUUCUGUUUUAUGCAUAAAGUUGUUUUUGAAGUGUA